This is a messenger RNA of Penicillium longicatenatum, 384 nucleotides long. RefSeq names its product putative glutamine-serine rich protein MS8. The record is from RefSeq and is a predicted model, not a curated record. Bases 1 to 384 code for a protein of 127 amino acids. The transcript has 3 exons. NCBI's taxonomy places the organism in Eukaryota, Fungi, Ascomycota, Eurotiomycetes, Eurotiales, Aspergillaceae.
AUGGCUCGGCUCGCCGUGUUUCAGAACAGAGCGAGUGAAAAUUGCCAGCAGGAUGGUUGCCCCAGGCCUCCCCAGACUGUCGGCGAGAAUGCGUUAUACUAUGGGGCCGCAGCACCAUCCUCAACGCAGCAGGAACAUCCCGGCCCUGAAAGUGAAUGCGAGCGGGGUCUGGGAUCCACCCUUGUCGGCGGGGCUGGUGGAGCCUACAUUGGCUACCAGAUGAGUGGUGGCAUGGCAACUGCUGGAGCUGCACUUAUUGGAGCUCUGGGUGCAAAUGCAGUCACCCAAGCCUUCCCGUACCAACCUGAGGGCUAUCAGCAGCUUCUGCCCGGUACCACAAUGACCACGACAACUACAACCACAGACCACAGCGCCGGCUAUUGA